Daphnia magna is the source of this 1116-nucleotide messenger RNA. RefSeq lists its product as uncharacterized. The transcript is spliced from 6 exons. The record is from RefSeq and is a predicted model, not a curated record. Lineage: Eukaryota; Metazoa; Arthropoda; Branchiopoda; Diplostraca; Daphniidae. The coding region runs from base 81 to 1028 and encodes 315 amino acids.
CACCGGAUUGGUACCAGGGAGCCGUCUUUGCUGGAACGGCCGAAGACCGUGCCCGGCACCUUUUUUUCUUCACCCCUACCAUGAAGCGCCAACUGGAAGACUGCAAAACAUGGUUCAUGGACGCAACCUUCUAUUUUGUUGAUGAACCCAUCAAACAGCUCUUCACAAUCAACGGAUUCAUCAAGAACGACAAAAAUGAAAUUAAACAAAUCCCCUUAUUGUUUUGUUGCAUGACCAGGAGAAGGGCAGCCGACUACAGCGCUGUAUUCCAGAAGAUUAAGGAAAUUAUCCCACUGCCAAGAGUCCAGCGGAUCGUGACCGAUUUCGAACGCGCUAUAUUCAUGGCUGUCCGCAAGCACUUUGUUGAUUGCCAGCACUUUGGCUGCAAUUUCCACUGGUGCCAAGCCGUUCUGAAAAAGGUCAAGGAUCUUCACCUCGCCACCAUAUACAACAACAAGGGGCCGAAUCCAGUUCGAGACUUUGUGUUUCGCCUGCUAUGCCUCGCAUAUCUUCCUGCUGGUAAAAUUCCUGGAGUGUUCGACGCAUUGAAGAGCUCGGCACCUAGCGAACUUACGGCACUAAUGGAUCAUAUGGAGCGGAAUUGGAUUCGGGGCAAGUUUUGGACUCCGGAUAACUGGUCAUGCUUCAACUUGUUAACGCGCACAAAUAACGACUGUGAAGGAAUGCACCACCAAUGGAACAAGUUGGCAGGCGGAUCAAAUCUCAAAUUCUACAAGAUGACGAUGGUAUUGCGGAAACUGGCCGAAGACGUUUCCCUUACCAGCACGCUACUCUGCCAUGACAAGAUCAAAGCUCACCGGAAGAAGGACACCCAACUGAAGAAUUCCAUACUGUUCCAGAUAUGGGCCCGAUACCAAAACAAUGAGUUAUCAACAAUGGAUCUCCUAGAAGAAAUUGUAAAAGAGCUGAAGUCAUCCUUUCCCUCCGUCGUAUCCUCACACGCCCUUAAUAUUGCAAAUAAUAAUUUUAAUGAUGAACUUGACAUGUCUGUUAAUGAAUUACCUUAGUUUGUUUGCUUUCCCUAUUACCUACCUUAGUGUAUUUUAUUUCUUUUGUUUCACUUUUUACUCUUUUUUUAUUUUACUUUAGUGUUUU